Messenger RNA from Pistacia vera, 5061 nucleotides. Its product is annotated as serine/arginine repetitive matrix protein 2-like. The transcript has 6 exons. Gene Ontology annotation, molecular function: metal ion binding; RNA binding. The record is from RefSeq and is a predicted model, not a curated record. NCBI's taxonomy places the organism in Eukaryota, Viridiplantae, Streptophyta, Magnoliopsida, Sapindales, Anacardiaceae. Gene Ontology annotation, biological process: RNA processing. The coding region runs from base 289 to 4800 and encodes 1503 amino acids.
ACAAUCCGAAAAAACGAGGACUCACACACAUCACAGCACCCACCUUCUUUAAUAGGGUUUAUUUUCUGAAACUAUCAUCUUCUCACACUCUCACUCACAAAUUAUUUUCAAUAAAUGAUAAUUUAAUUAAUCGAACACUCCUCCAAAUUUCCUCUUCUCAAUCUCUAGGGUUCGUUUUCGGAUUCUCUCUAUCGCUUGUUUUGCUUGAAGAUUAUAUGUAUGUGGCAAAGAUUUGAUAUUAGCUCUAAAUUUGGCGGUUGUAUCAUCGUUUAAGUUUUAACAGUGGAGAUGUAUGGGCAAGGGAGUUAUAAUUCUCAGUUUGGGCGGGGUCCUAACACACCUGUGCCACCACCAUACCAACGGCAGCAGCUGCCUGGUCCUCCUCCUCUUCCUCCUAAUUUCCAACCAGGCAAAGCAGCUCCACCUCCUUCGGUAAUUCAACCCGGCCCUCCCAUGUAUCAACACGGUUUUCCUGGCCCACCUCCUGGGGUUUGCCAAGUUCCACCUCCCAGUUCUGUGCCUAACACUAGCCAAUCUUAUGCUGCUUCGCACUUAGGCCCCCCGAAUGUGCAUCAUAUGCCAUCAUCAGUACUUUCUCAUCCUCCUAGAGUAUUACCUCCCCCACCUCCUCGGCCGACAAUGUACAGUGCUCCUGUGCAUGUGCAGUCUCAGCAGCCUGGUGGUGUGCAAGAUCUUCAGCGUAUUCCACCGCCUCCUCCCCCCCAACCUACUUCUAGCUUUUUCACUUCCAGUUCAUUUGGAAGUUAUGUAAAGUCAACUGGUGGAAACUCUCAUCCUUCCAUUGCUCCCUUCCCAGCACCACUUCCACCUUCUUCGCCUCCACCAGUUCCACCUUCUCCACCCUCAUCAACCUCUCCGUUGUCUUCUAUGCAUCACCAAGUUGGUUCCAACUUGACCAGUUUCAAUGAACCAUCUAGCUCUAAAUUGAGUACUUCAAGUUCUGUUGGUAAAAAUUUAGCUACCAAUGAGGGCAAACACGUUCGAGAUGUAACUAACAGUGGGUACAUAAAUCAGGAAGGUUCUCUAGUUGGAGAUAGUUCAUCAUUAGGGGGCCAUGUGAUAUUUGAUCUUCCUCCACCUCCACCUAUCCCACGAGAAGGAAAAGUUGUUCAGAAGAUUGAAGAAUUAUGCAAGCUUAUUGCUAAGAAUGGUCUUGGAUAUGAAGAUUUUGUUCGCCAAAACGAAUCUGGAAAUUCAGAGUUUCAAUUUUUAUUUCCUGGUGAUCCAGGAAGUGAAGCUGCAAUUGCUCAUGAGUAUUACUUGUGGAUGAAGAAGAAAUAUAUUUUGUUUGGUAAAUUGAACGAAGAAAAAAUUGAUUCACGGCUGAAGCCUUUGGUUCCCUUUUCAAGUCAAACUGAUAGUUUGGUGGUUGCACCUGGAUCUAUUUCACCUGCUGAUUCGGACAUGGAGAUGGAAGAUGAUAUCACCCAGUCUGUCAAUGACAAGGGGGGGAAUUUACCAGCUGAAGGUGCAAACAACGAGUUUGAAAUGGUUACCUGUGGGCUUGAUGCAAAAAAGCAGUUACAUGUACAGCAGCUGUCAACACCUGGAGAAGUCUCAUUCUGUAGGUUUGCCGGGGAAAAGGUUGUUUCCAGUAAUGACCAAUUAGCGAUCGAGAGGCCACUUUCAAGAAUUUGUAGCCCAGUGAUCAAUUCUGUUGAUGUCUGGCCCUCUGCUAGCAAUUUGAAGAAAUCUGCCACACUCUUAGCUCAUGACAAAAUUGCACCUGGGGUUUCUGGAGCUGCUGAUGGACUUAACCCGGAAAAGAAUUCUUCUCAACUUAUAAAAGGUGUUAGCCCAUUUAGACUUUUACAAGAGUAUGCUUCUGAUGAUGAAUGUGUUGGUCCUAUAAAGGAUUCAUCAUCCCUUGCCGUUGGAGCUACAAGUCUUCUUACAGGUACCAAGAGUCAGUACGAAACUGAAAGUGGGUUUGGGCUGCACUCAGGAUUGAAUGUGUUUAAUAAAUCUGCAAAUUUUCCUGAAGUUUCAAGAACAGAGGUUAAGGAAAACGCCACGGCAUCCCUUGCCAGCGAGAUAACUGGUGAACAGGUUGAUAAGCAUGAAAAACAAGCAUCUAUCAGUCAUGUUGAAUCUCCUCAAGCUUUGCGGGAAAAAGAUCACUCGGAAGGGGCUUGUGUUGAAGCUUCUUUAAGUGGUAAGUUCCAGAAGGAAAAUGAGGAAAAAGGUGCAAAAUCUGCUUCCAAUUUGCCUAAAGUAGACAAAUUCGGGAGAUUGGUCAGGGAGGGUGCUAGUGACAGUGACUCUGAUGAUCUAAGUUAUAAUGGGAGACAAAAGAAACGAGGCAGAAGUCGAAGCCGAUCACCUCUUGAUAGGCGGAGGAGGAGGAGUCCACGGAGGAGAAGGGAGAAACGAAGUCGAUCUCGCAGCUGGUCUCCCAGAAAUCGAAGAAGCAGGAGCAGGUCUCCUAGAAAUCGGAGAAGCAGGAGUAGGUCUCCCAGAAAUCGAAGAAGCCGGAGCAGGUCUCCUAGAAGGCGAAGAAGCCGGAGCAGGUCUCCUGUUUCUAGGCAUGUUGGAGAUUUCAGUGGUGACAGCAUGAGACGGGAAAGGGGCCAGAUUCCAGAGUGUUUUGACUUCCGUCGAGGCAGGUGCUACCGUGGAGCAUCUUGUCGGUAUUUGCACCAUGAUUCUGACAAGGGUGAGGGAUCAAAGCGCCACAGGAGCAAACAACAGUACUUGGAUGUUCCACCUAUUCCAGAGAACUCUAAUAUACAUGAAGACAUGCAGCAUAACUUAUCAAAAGCAUCAGAUAAAGUGCAUGAUGAAGUCAAGAUUACAGAAAUGCAACACCGUCAAGAUGUGCCUGGUAGCAGCUCUGGUCGAUUAAUUGAUUCUCACAGAAUUAAAUCUGGAAGCUCUAGAGAGGCUGCUGCCAAAGUGUCAGAAACACAGUUUCUUGAAGGGCAGACAGAAGUGCCCACUCUCACUAAUAAGAUAUGGCAGGAGUCAUUUGAGUCUCAACACUUAAAGUUGGUGGUUCGUUUUCCUCCCUAUGCUUCUAAAAAAGAGCUUCCUCUGGAGAAAUCUGUGGUUGAGCAAUCUCAACCUCAUCUAUCAGAACCAGUGCCUCAAAAUCCUGAUUGCCCUCGUCAGCUGACAGAUAACUCUUCUGUUUCAGAUUUUGCUCCAGAACAAACAUCCAUGACUACAGUAAAUAAGUUUCCUGUUAAUGAAGCUUUACAAAAUACAGAAAACUUUAGGCAUCAUUCUCCUCAGCUGCCUCCUCCUCCUCCCCCACUCUCACAGGGUAUAACUGCUCAACAUAUGACCCAGCCUCCACAGGAUGCAUCCUUUCCGCACCAAUCAACUUCUGGGGAAAGGUUUCCUUCUUAUAUGUUGCCCAACCAACCAUCUCAUUUCUCUGUAUCAUCAGUUGCCUCUUGGACAUCAUUGCCACCCCCACCACCAGGAGUUUCGACACAGUUACAGCAGAGUCACUUGGCUCCUAGGGAUGGUUCUCAAUUUAUUCCAAAACCAUACACUGCUGAAUUGCCUACUUCUUCUCAGGUUGGUGAUUUUCAGCAGCGAGCAUACUCCUCCAUGCAGGAGAGUCAACGAUCACUCUCACAUGCAGAAGACUAUAAAUUAAAGCCUCUGCCCCCAUACAACUUGACACAACUUCCUAUGAUGGGUACAAGUGUUUCUUCCUUUUCUCAGGGUAAAAAUCAGCCUCUACCUUCGUCCUUUUCACUGGAAUUACCUGCAAACAGAAUGCAAAAUUUUCCUGGUGACAAAUUGCCUCCAGGCGAACGUAUAAAAUCAGCUUCUCAGAUUCAUCCUUACCUGCAGCAACAACAGCCACCGUAUGGUUUGCCCCAUCUGGCAGCUGCCAAUUCCUCUUCCACAUAUCCACCAGAUCUUCAGGAAACAAAUCAGUCAUCUCACCUGCCUGAUUUGAGAGGAUCAAGAAAUUCCACUCACUAUGGCCCUUACACAUCUACUUUGGAGCAGCCACCAAGCUCCAAAUUCAGUUCUGAUGUUUUGAGGCAAGAGCAAGACCCAAGCCACUUUAAUAGGCAUGCUGCUGCUUUCGGUUUGAGCCAUGGUCAAGUUGAUGGGCAAAAUAUUGGCAGUACCUUAUCAAGACAGGCAACUUCCUCACCAAAUUCAUCGAGGGCUGUCGGACAGAAUUUUCCUAGGUCUGGUGGUGACCAGUACGAUCCACUUCUUGACAGCAUUGAUCCAUCUUCAAACUUGUCCAAAUCCAAGGAAUAUAAUAAUGCUCAAAAGUUGGAACCCAGCAGUGACUCUGACAUCAUGUUAAGGCACAGUGGCUCGAACAAACCAUUGGAUGUGGAAGAAAACAACAGGAAGAAAGAGGUUGGGGGUGUUGAAGUUGCAACUUCUGUGGAUGAUGAGGAGUAUGGUGAGACUGCUGAUGCUGAAGUGGGGGCUGUUGAGAAUGAGAGCCCAAGCAAUCCUAUUCAUGCAGCCAGCAUUCCUGCGGGUGAGAUUGAGAUUGACCAGAUAAAGUCCCCGGGGAAGAGCAGGAAGAAUAAAGAGUCCCGAUCAAUGAAGCUCUUUAAGGCUGCCCUUGCAGAUUUUGUAAAGGAGGUUUUGAAACCGUCUUGGCGGCAGGGUAAUAUGAGUAAGGAAGCAUUCAAGACCAUUGUCAAGAAGACUGUUGAUAAGGUCUCAGGAGCCAUGAAGAGUCAUCAGAUACCCAAGUCUCGUGCAAAGAUAGAUCAAUACAUUGACUCUUCGCAGCGGAAACUCACAAAACUUGUCACGGGCUAUGUUGAUAAGUACGUCAAAAUGUGAACAUUAGUAAGUGUUAUUAUCCCAGGCAAGAACUACAGAUAAUUUGCCAAUAUUUUUGACAACGAACACAGUGGUGCGAGGAUGGAUGAAAAAUUUUUAGUUCAUUGAUAGAAUAUUGUUUCUUUGUUGUAAAGUUUGUACCCGAUACAUUCAGGUCGAGUUCUUGGCAGCUUUUUUCCAACCUCAGCCGAGUGCUGAGGAAGUACCAAAACAUGUAUGUAUGUUUCUUUGAAAAUGAAGAUGGUGGCUUUGUUUGGUGUA